UGGACUAAUUGGAUGAUACCGAACGAAAUAUCUGCAGAUUUACAUCAAUCAUUACUACAUUUUUAAUUAUUUUCUUCAUGCUUUAUCAUUUAGCUUUUGUCUAUUCCUUCAUGGCCCAAAAAAAUAGUUCUUCCUUUUCAAUUUGAUAUUAUUAGCCAUUGUGUUUUUUUUUUGUACCAAGUUUUGGUCUUAUCUACAUGAUAACCAUUCAAGCAUUUUGCCACACCAAAAAUCAAUAUUAACAAUUGAAAGAUCGAUAUAUGUAUAGAAUCACUUUGAACUGCCGAUAGAUGUUUUGCAUAACAACUGAUAUUCCAUAUAGAUUUGUACAAUUGCUUCGAAUGGCGACUAUAAAUUAAAGAAAUUGUCCAAAAUUUCCAUUUUCUUGUUAAGUCUUCGUAAUGAAACCUGUGGUGGUGAUUUUUUAUUUAGUAAUUUUAAUAACUCAAGAUGCAUUUCCCACAAAGGUGGAUAAAACAGACGUUGGUUAUGGAAAGCGAGCUAAUACUUAUCAAUUUCCCUACGUAGCUUCUUUACAAAUAAUGAAAAAGUUGUUGGGGGCAACAGAAUAUUUUCAUGUUUGUUCUGGUGCCAUAGUUUCGAAUAGUUGGGUACUUACUUCCGCCAGUUGCCAUUUCUUACUUCGAAGGGAUUUUAGAGUCGCUGUUGGCAUUUUAAGUUCACGAGCUGUAGGAACGCAUGGGGCCCAGUACAGAAAUGUUACUCGUAUUGUUGAACAUCCGUUUUGGAUAGGUGGAAAUGGUUUAACUUCGUUCGAUGUUUCGUUGAUUAAACUUGGGUUUCCGUUGAUCUGGACUAAAUCGGUUAAGCCAGUAUUGCUUCCGGAUUCAAAGCAGCAACAUUUCGGGACAGCUGUUGUUGUUGGCUGGAAUUCUGCAAAUCUUUCAAACAAAAACUUUCUCAAAUACGCAGUCGUUGAAAUAAUCGACAGCAUUGAAUGUCAUUAUGGCAUAGUCCAUGCAGUAGGUCUGGUUUCGACGCCAAAACUGUCCAAUGAUAUGCUAUGUACAAAAGGAAAUUAUGAUUCAACGGCUUGUAUUGUCGACAGCGGCAGUCCUCUGAUAAGGCAUGGGGUUCUUGUUGGAAUUGCUUCAUGGAUUUCCGAUUCAUGUCCACGAAAGAAAGCUCCAUUCGUUUUUAUAAAGGUCAGAAGCGUUCUCGACUGGAUCAUGACAGAAUUAAAAACCCCUUGAUAAUAUUAAAAUUUUUGUUAACUUAGAUACCAA
Messenger RNA from Agrilus planipennis (emerald ash borer), 1247 nucleotides. Its product is annotated as trypsin-7-like. The transcript is spliced from 4 exons. Gene Ontology annotation, molecular function: serine-type endopeptidase activity. Lineage: Eukaryota; Metazoa; Arthropoda; Insecta; Coleoptera; Buprestidae. Bases 402 to 1214 code for a protein of 270 amino acids. The record is from RefSeq and is a predicted model, not a curated record. Gene Ontology annotation, biological process: proteolysis.